UGAUUAUGACGUCAUGUCCGGGCUUGCGCAGAAGAUGAGCAUCGAACCCAGUGGAGCAGAAGUGAAGCUUUAGUGUUUGUUAUUGAAUAUUAUCUUCUAUGUUUAACUUUUCCCCGGAUUGAUAACAAUGGAAUUGUCGGAAAUAUUAUACAACAAAGCAGAAUAUAUCGAAACGGCUUCUGGCAACAAGGUGAGCAGACAGUCGGUGUUGUGCGGGAGUCAGAACAUCGUCUUAAAUGGCAAAACUAUUGUCAUGAAUGACUGCAUCAUCAGGGGGGACCUCGCCAACGUCAGAGUGGGGAGACACUGUGUCAUCAAAAGUCGGAGUGUCAUUCGACCCCCUUUUAAGAAGUUUAGCAAAGGAGUGGCGUUCUUCCCGCUGCACAUUGGAGACCACGUCUUCAUCGAGGAGGAUUGUGUGGUCAACGCCGCGCAGAUCGGCUCUUAUGUCCACAUUGGCAAAAAUUGUGUGAUAGGUCGUCGUUGUGUGCUAAAAGAUUGUUGUAAGAUCCUAGACAACACGGUGCUUCCUCCAGAGACAGUAGUUCCACCUUUCACUGUCUUUUCAGGAUGUCCAGGUCUGUUCUCAGGAGAACUCCCAGAAUGCACACAGGACCUGAUGAUGGACGUAACCAAGAGCUACUACCAGAAAUUCCUCCCUCUUAGCCAGAUCUGAGUUCCACCAUAAAUCUCUCCUGAAGUUGUGGAAGAACCGAUUCUACGAGUUCACCCUCGAGUCUCACUGGCAAAGGAAAAGCAUUUGGUUGGGGCCUUUUAUGAGAGGCUUAAAAAAAAGAUCCUAAUCUUUCAGAUUCAAAUAUUUGAGCCUGUAAAUAAUCACAUACAUCGAUCUGCAGUUACAGAAGGUGAAAUGAAGGUAUUUAAUGCUCAAGGACCAAAAUAAACACUAGUUAUAGAAGAAUAUCAGCUCCAUUCUCUACAGAAAUGUAAAUGUUUAAAAUCUGUUUUAAAAUUGACAGUUUGUUAUAAAUCUGUUGCACAGUAGAACAUUGUGAGAGCAUCAUAGCUGCAUUGAAGUGCUUGGAAAAUAAAAGUGGGUUUUCUUGUUAAAUGAUUAUCCCGCCAAAAUAAA
This is a messenger RNA of Oryzias melastigma (Indian medaka), 1093 nucleotides long. RefSeq names its product dynactin 5 (gene dctn5). Lineage: Eukaryota; Metazoa; Chordata; Actinopteri; Beloniformes; Adrianichthyidae. The record is from RefSeq and is a predicted model, not a curated record. The coding region runs from base 128 to 676 and encodes 182 amino acids. The transcript is spliced from 6 exons.